Cuscuta epithymum is the source of this 2531-nucleotide messenger RNA. NCBI's taxonomy places the organism in Eukaryota, Viridiplantae, Streptophyta, Magnoliopsida, Solanales, Convolvulaceae. The record is from the annotation of a GenBank genome assembly.
AAAAAAACCCUACUCUUGCAUUUUCCCACUCAGACCAAAGAUCCCAGCUUUCCUCCCAAGCCUUCUUAUGUUUCGUUGCCAUUAACGUUCAAAGCAUCAAAUUUUUCAAAGGUUUUAGGAUGUUUUACGCUCACACAUUAUUGGCUCGGAAGGGUCCGUUGGGGACUGUUUGGUGCGCUGCGCAUCUUAACUACAGUCUCAAGAAGUCUGAUUAUACCAGAACUAAUAUCCCCUCAACCGUCCAGUUCAUCAUGUAUCCUGAAGUACCUAUUGCACUGCGUAUGUCUGGACAUCUUUUGCUUGGCAUUGUCCGAAUAUAUUCAAAGCAAGUAGAUUACUUCUAUCAGGAAUGCAAUCACUUGGAGUUACGGAUAAGAAAGGCAUUUGCUUGUUCAAAUGUCAAUCUACCUGCAAGUGCAACUCAAGCGCAAUAUAACUCCAUCACAUUGCCAGAAACACUUCAACUUGAUGCCUUAGAAACAUAUGAUGAUCAACACCCAGAGAGAUCUGUGGAUACUCAUUUUAAAUGCCCGGAAGAGAUCACACUUGAAGAUCAAAUUCCCACGGGGAGAGAGGAAUAUGUGGCCAUUUAUAUUGAUGGUGAGGAGAUUGGGAAUAAUUCACCAAGAGAAGAUAUCAAUGCCACAUCCGGAUUGCGCACAACACCUGAGAAGGAUUCUCACCAUUCAGGUGCUGAGAGAACAACACCUGCUGGUCAACAACAAACUCCUCCCAACCAGACCAUUCGGACAGGGUUGAAUGAAACAACCCCCCAAUAUGGGUUUCAUGAAACUGAGCGCAUGCGUGAUGCUUCACAUAAUAUCAAUACACCAAUUACUCCAUUAUAUUGGUCAAAAAACAGAGAGGAUGAUGUUUUGGAACCUGACUUCAGUAUUGUGGAGCAAGUGGAAAAAGACAAUGCAAAUCUAACUCCAAUAGUGGAAGAAGUUUUGCCUUCAGGAGAGCCUUUUUUCCCAUCUUCAUCCCAUGGAAAACACCCUUUUUCUUCUUCAGGAGAUGGCCAUGAAAACAUCGAUUUCCAUGUACCAUUUAAUAAUGAGUCUCCUGGACUAGCAAUUCGGUCAACUCCACCACCAUCACCACCACCACCACCACCUCCUCCUCCUCCACCUCAUGAGCAGCCAAGGCCAACGAAUAGAAGGAGAAGGGCUAUCAUGGAUAAUACCUUAGUGUUGUCAAAUCAGUUCAUGAAUGCUGCAAUGAAUGACACAAGUGAUUUGAUACGGCGGAGAAAGGAAGCUCCUCAUUCUUCUCUCUCCAUCUGGAGAUCAAACAAGAGACUGAAAAAGGAUGCCAUGUUCUUUGAGCCCUUAAUAACUGGGCAGUGUGAAGAUCUAUCGAGCAUGCAUGAACAUGAUUUUGUUAUCGCAAAAGCUCACAUCUCUUCCACAGAGGAGGUAACUCGUGACGAUGACCAUGGUGUACAACCUCCCCCUUCUCAUGGCCAUCAUGAUGAUAUGGAAGUUGAACACAUUCGUGAUAAUGAAGGCCCUACUGGUGACAUUUUCCAUGAAGUCUUGCCAAUGGAAAAUACAUUCUUUUCCCCUACAUCUGUGCCUUCUACGAGCAGGCAAGAAGAUUUUACCCCUGCUCCUGCCUCAUUAGGAUCAGAACCAGAUCAGGUUGGGAAGAUUCCUGAAUCAGGGGUGGUGCUACCCACACCAGUCCAAGCUUCACCUGCAGGAAAUCUUCAUUUAGACAAAAAUACCCCUGCAACCUUCAUGGAGCAGGAUGUACAGUUCGAAGUUGGCCCUGUAUCUGAUAUUCCUGUGUUUGACCAAUGUGCCGGAGACUUGAGCUUUUUGGAAGAAGAUGAAAACUUCCCUAGUGCCUCUCAUGGAACUCCAGAAGUAGAUUCAUCUGGAAAACAAAAAGGAACUUCAGAGUUUGAUGCAUUAUCUACCAGGACAAGGGCUGUGGCUGAAUAUCUCAAAGGUCAAUCAUCUGCUACCCCUGGGUUAAAAGGCCAAUCAUCAUCAACCCCUGUUUCAGGAAAUGGAGACCUGAGUUUGAGUGCAGUUUUAGAAGGAAAAAGCAGGAAAUUAUGUGCUAGAAUGUUCUAUGAGACAUUGGUUUUGAAGGAUUGUGGACUUAUAGAAGUGAAUCAGAAAGAACCUUAUGGUGAUGUUACUUUGAAGGCAACUUCUAAACUGUUGAAGGAACAACUGUGAGGACGUAAAUCAAAUGCAAUUCUCAUGUGGGAUUUAGAGUUACUUCUUGUACAGGCAAUGAUGCAGUUCAGUAGAUGGGUGGCUAUAAUUAUUGCUCCGCAUAGUUCUUGGGAUCAAUUAGCUGCUUCAUCUAAAUUGUAUUGCAGCUGCUUAGUUAUUAGUUUAUUAUUUUGAUUUUAAGUUGUAAUUUAGGUCCAGCAGUAGGAAGUAGAAGGUGAAGUAGAAAUCUAAAUCCCCUGUGAAUAUUGCCGUGUUGGUGAAAGGAAAAAACAACUGUUGACAUGAACUUGAACAUGUGUCAAACCUAUAUUGACAAGAAAUUAUUUCACUAGUUCUUUA